AUGUCAUCGGACGGCUCAGCGCUGAGCACCGGACGCUCCGAAGAGCAAUUGGAGCCGACCAACUACAAUUGGCUACGCUUCAAAUGGAUGUUUUGGAAAGACUGCUUUAUGCACUGGAAUACGCGUUGGGAGUUUCUUGUCGCGCUGCUAAUGCCGAGCCUUUGUGCGCUCAUUGUCAUCAUACUGCGGUUUAAUAUUUCGGCUGAGCACAUAACAGCCAUGCCGUUUAGAAUCGAGGAUAUUGAUGCAAAUUGGAAACGUUUGUUGGACAUCAUUGUGGGGCGUCAAAGUGCAAUUGAAAAAUAUUUGGGCGCUCCUUCGUAUAAUGUGUACGCACCACAGCUUGUGAUUGCCUAUGCGCCAGAUUUUGAGGCAAUCGUUAAUAUUAUGGCGUUGACGGACAGACUACAAUUAAGAAGUGAUCAAUAUAUUAGUUACAAAACAUGUGAAGAACUACGCGCGAAGAUGGCAACUGAGUACUAUCUGGCCGGCAUUUGUUUUCACGAAGGCGUCUUUAAUAUUGAAUCGGAAUCCAUAUAUAAAAUUGGCAUAUAUCCGAAUCGAUUGGAGUAUACAAUUAUUUUUCCAAGCGAAUUGCGUUUAUAUAAGGAAUAUAUAGGCGAAACUUGGGAUACCAGAUAUUUAUUUCCGAAUGUUGAGAAGCACGAGCGGCACAUGGGCUUCGUGCCUUAUUUGGGUGAAGGCUUCAUUUUGAUACAGAAAACAAUUUCCGAAGCUUAUAUUUAUUUGACAUGCAACAAAUCGCUGAGCGAUGAACUAUUUCUGCGACGCUUUCCAAUAGCCGAACACUAUUACGAUCCACUUUCCGAAGCGUUGGAACUACGCCUAUCGCUGGUAUUAGCUGUCGCAUAUAUUUGCACGCUCUUAUAUUUGCUAAGGAUUCUAAUCAAUGAGCGUGAAGCCCAAUUGCAUUCCUUAUUGGCGAUUUUCGAUGUGACGUACUUCAUACAAUUCUAUAGCUGGUUCGUGUUCUCGCUGAUUUCUAUAUCCAUUAGCACCACUUUGCUGUUAAUAAUUUUAAAGAUUCCUUGGAACAGUGGUUUCGGUGUCUUCAGUAAAUCUUCGUACACUUGCUUAUUUGCUCUCUUCACCGCGUUUAAUAUAAAUACACUCAGCUACUGCUAUAUGAUAUUUAAACUGUUUCAUAACUCUCAUAUGGCGAUUUGUGCCGCACCUACUAUCUGGAUCAUGUUGUAUGCACCUUUUGCCAUUGGCAAUCAUACGUCACCGUUGAGCGAUGUUUUACAUCCAUACAUAUCUUUACUUGGCAAUACGGCAUUUGCAUUGGCAUUGCAAAAUCUAUUUAGACUUCAAACCCACGAUGGUCUGAAUUGGUCGAAUUUCUUUAGAGACGAUGGGCAUUCGGUUUACUACAGCAUCGGCUCUUACUCGUUGAUAAUGUGUGGUACGAGCAUAAUUCAAGCUUUGAUUGGCAUAUUCGCACCGAUUAUUGGACGAACUUUGAGCAAACUUUCGAAAGUAUUUAAACGCAAGCCACAACGCAUACGCGUUAGCACAGACAGUAAUCGUUUUUCGAAAACCAUCAUAUUUGAGGUUAGAGCAAAUUAUAAAGCACCCGCCGUGGAUGUGAUGGCACUCACAGUGCAAGUCGGCGAUACAAUCAUUAUAGAGGAUCUUUCAUUCAGUUUGUAUGAGGAUGAAAUCACUAUGCUGAUGGGUCAUAACGGUAGUGGCAAAACCACAUUAUUAGAAGUUAUUGCCGGUUUUAAACGACCGACGUCGGGCAAAAUCGAUUUUAAGGGCGACACUCUAAAUAAAGAAUAUGGCAGCCCACGCGAUUUUAUUGGUAUCUGCUUCAGCGAUUCGUUGCUUUUUUGUAAUCUGUAUGUCAAACAUCAGUUAAUGUUAUUUGGCCGUUUGAAAGGUUUAAAUCCAACUGAUCUAACCAAAGAGGUGCAUAAGUAUUUGGUCGCUUUAGAACUUGACGGCGAACAGUAUACGCUUACCGAGAAUUUGACAUGUGGUCAGAGAACCAAAUUGGCUGUUUCUUGUGCGCUUAUUGGCGGCAGUAAGAUUGUUCUACUGGAUGAUGUUGUUCUGAAAUUAGAUGUGUGUGACUAUAAACUUAUUUGGAAACUAUUGGAACGUGAGAAAUUCGGACGUGUAAUAUUGGUGUCGACAAAUUUAAGUCGUGAACCGGAGUUGCAUGCAGAUAAUAUUAUUAUGUUGGCUCAAGGACGUUUGAGUUGUUCGGGAACAGCGCAGUUUCUUAAAUCCAUGUAUUGCUUUGGUUGUCAUUUGCUUAUAUCCAAAUCUGAAGAAUGUAAGUCGGAAGAAGUUACCCAACUGCUAAGCCAAUUCAUACCGGACAUUGUGGCAGCCUGCGACCUUGUGCUGGAAUUAUCCUAUCACAUUGAAUCGUCUAACGUUGAAGUGCUCGAAACUGUGAUCAGGGCAUUGGAAAAUGCCAAAGAGGAGCUAGGCAUCAUCAAUAUAACGAUUAUCGAGACACCAGUUGAGGAGCUCUUUUGUAAGCUAGGUGCUGAACGACCCGCAUACGAUGACCGUAAACGUUACUAUAGAAUUUUCAAUGGUCAGAGCAUUGUUACCGAUGACUGCAAUGAAGAAGCAAUUUUCAUGAAAACAAAUAUACACCGUAAAGUCGGUGUCUAUGAGAAGUUAUACAAUCAAUGGACUGCAAUGUUUUACAAACUAUUUAUUAUUGAUAGUACAUAUUAUAUUCUGAUUGCUACAGUGCUACCGAUAUUUUGCUUAUUUUUCUGCGCAACAGUUAUGAUACCUUAUAUGAAAGUAGUACCGGUUUUGGACAACGGCAUUAAUGAUUACAAAGAGGGAAUUACACUGCUCAAUAUUGGCGCGGAGCCCGAUAGUGCCAUGCAAUCCUUUGUCGAAACCUAUAAUCGCUACAUGUAUUGGCGAAAUAGUAAUAUAAAGAUAAAAAACAUUAAAAAUCAAUACAUUAAUGAUUACAUAAUGAAUCUCGAACGCGAGGAGGGUCAAAGUCAUUUGAAUGUAAACAUGAUACUUGGCUUGUCCAUACGUAAUCAUGUGAUUGGCUGGUUUAAUGGUUAUUUGCCAAAUGUCGCGCCGGUUCUUUUAGACAUUCUGCACAACGUGUACCUUUGGGACUUGCUGAACACGACCAAUGCCAAACUAAAUGUUUCGUUGGAUUUGUUACCACCAGAGAGUAAUGUUAACAUGAGAGAAAUAUCUCCAAUGCGUUUCAACAUGGGCAGCAGAAUAGCAUUCCAUAUGGCGCUGAUCAUGUGUUACUUGUACUCCGUACGUUCCAUCAAUUUGGUCUCAGAACGUAUAAGCGAAUUUGAAAGCUUACAACGCUUGGCUGGUUCAGAUGGAAUUAAUUAUUGGAUAUCCAUAUUUAUUUUUGAUAUAAUCAAAAUUUGCAUUGCUUUGACAAUUAUCACAUUCUUGGGUUGGUCGGUGUUGCCGUCAAAAUAUAUAACACCGCUACUUUUCCGCUGGUGCUUUGGUUUGCUGUUGCUGGCGAGCACUGCUGUGGCUAUGACAAACUAUGUUUUGAGUGCGCUAUUUUUUAAAAACAGUUUCGGCGCAUACUUGAAAAUUUCCUCAAUACAUGUCAUUGGCAUCGUAUUCUUUACAGUGUUUUCCAGAGACUUCAAACCUUAUGCCGAUCAUUUACUAUUCAUACCACGCAUAUUUCCAUUAUAUUCAUUUUGUCGAGCUAUUGAGAACCUCUACGAUUUCAAUGUACGAAGUCAAGUUUGCAAAGUGGAAAAUAUAAAUAUUGCUUCUGUGGUUUUGGGGCGUUGUCAACGGAUUCCCAACUGUUGUGAAACACCUAAAAUUUCGGUGGACGAAGAUAUGUUUUACUUAUGGAUGAUUAUAGCUAUCUCUUGGUACAUAUUAUGCAUAUAUGAGUACAGGUAUUUCUUCAAGACCAGCAUACCCUAUGACAACUACGAGCGUGCAUUAGAAGAAUACAAACGACGACAUGCUAGCGAUGCCAACGAGCCGGACAACGUCACAGCCGAGGCCAUACACGUCCAGACACUUCGUCCCCGUUUACGCUAUUACUAUUCCGUAAUUUGUGAGAACUUGGGUUAUAUUUGGAAAGGGAAACUUUUGGUGGAUCGACUAUCUUUAACAAUUAAACCUGGUGAAAAGUUCGGUAUCAUCGGCACUAACUGUAAUUAUACGAAUGCAUUACUAAGACUCAUCGCUGGUCAGUAUCAUCCAAGUUUUGGACGCGUCUGCAUUAAUAGUGUACAAAUUACAGAAGAGCGCAAUAAAGCGCUCGCCCAUAUCGGUUAUGUACCCACGGUGGGUUUCGUACAGCCGCAAAUGACUUGCUAUCAGGUUUUGAAGACAUUUUGCAUACUCUAUGGCUACCCACGCCACCAAAUCAACGAUAUUAUUGAGGAUUUCUCCAAGCAUUUUGGCUUACACUCACAUUAUCACAAGCGUUUGUCACAGUGUAGUUCGGGUAUAAGAGAGCGCAUUUCCUAUUCCAUAGCAAUUUUGAAACAGCCCGCACUAUUGUGUAUCGGUAAUUUUAGUUGGAGUGUGGAUCCACAUGGCAGACGUCAACUGUAUCGUCUGAUCGAUGGUUUGCGUAAACGUGGCACCGCCAUAGCGAUUACGUCUGUUAUGAACACUUAUACCGAGAUACUGUGCACAAAAAUUGCGGUCAUGCACGAAGGUCAGCUUUUGCAUAUCGGGCGACCGGAGCAAGUAGCUGAAGCGGUGGUCGCGGGUUACUCGGUUUCAAUGCGUAUGAAGAAGCAGGUGCAUACGCCGCACGGCGUCACAUUGAAGGUGUACUUUCGCUUAACUGCUUUUAUGGAUAAAACAUUCCCGAAUUCUAGAUUAGUGCAAGAGGGUACUAUUAUGCAAUUCGUCAUUCCAUAUCAGAGCACGACGUUGGCUGUUAUAUUUAAGACAUUGCGCUUGAAUUCAUUUCAGCUGAAUAUUGAGAGUUUGUCGAUCACUUCGCUCAAUAUGAAUUACAUAUUCGAACAGAUAGCUGAGGAGGCUACGAAAUCGAGGUUCACUUAA
This is a messenger RNA of Bactrocera neohumeralis, 5040 nucleotides long. RefSeq names its product phospholipid-transporting ATPase ABCA3-like. Gene Ontology annotation, cellular component: intracellular membrane-bounded organelle; membrane. The coding region runs from base 1 to 5040 and encodes 1679 amino acids. Lineage: Eukaryota; Metazoa; Arthropoda; Insecta; Diptera; Tephritidae. The transcript has 11 exons. Gene Ontology annotation, biological process: transmembrane transport; lipid transport. Gene Ontology annotation, molecular function: ATP hydrolysis activity; ATP binding; lipid carrier activity. The record is from RefSeq and is a predicted model, not a curated record.